Molecule: messenger RNA, 910 nt
Organism: Carassius auratus (goldfish)
Lineage: Eukaryota; Metazoa; Chordata; Actinopteri; Cypriniformes; Cyprinidae
Product: myb-like protein U
Exons: 9
Source: RefSeq, a predicted model, not a curated record
GAUAGUGAAUGUCACCUAUGAGAAAAUCUCAGAAACCUCCUAUGCUGUGGUCUUUACAUUUAACGUGAUUAACAUCAGCAUGCCAGAGGACCCUGUGUCUAGAGGCAACACCAGCCAGAAAGUACAGGAUACCAUCAAUAAUGCGCUGAACACUCUUCUGAAUGAACCCGGAAGUCCAACUUUACAACCCAAGACCUCCAACUUCACGAGCACUUCAAACCAGAUUAAUGGCAGGAUGGGAUACAGCUUCCAGAAUGGAGAUGUCAUACAACCAGUCAGCUUCCUCAAUGAGCUACGUCUACCAACCACUACAACAGUGUUUCCAGUCACAACAACCAGUGUUUCUGUUACUACUCCAAAACUCAUAUCUGGUUCAGCAGUGGUCACAGGCAAGCUGGUGUUCAACUCCUCAUCUCCAGUGCCCAGUGAAUCUCUGGUCCUCAGUGCUAUCAAUACUCUCCGUCAUUCCAGAGAGUCACAGCUCAAUGAAUCGGUGAAGAUAGUGAAUGUCACCUAUGAGAAAAUCUCAGAAACCUCCUAUGCUGUGGUCUUUACAUUUAACGUGAUUAACAUCAGCAUGCCAGAGGACCCUGUGUCUAGAGGCAACACCAGCCAGAAAGUUCAGGAUACCAUCAAUAAUGCGCUGAACACUCUUCUGAAUGAACCUGGCAGUCCAACUUUACAACCCAAGACCUCCAACUUCACGAGCACUUCAAACCAGAUUAAUGGCAGGAUGGGAUACAGCUUCCAGAAUGGAGAUGUCAUACAACCAGUCAGCUUCCUCAAUGAGCUUCGUCUACCAACCACUACAACAGUGUUUCCAGUCACAACAACCAGUUUUUCUGUUACUACUCCAAAACUCAUAUCUGGUUCCGCAGUGGUCACAGGCAAGCUGGUGUUCAACUCCUCA